Messenger RNA from Fomitiporia mediterranea MF3/22, 1617 nucleotides. RefSeq lists its product as uncharacterized. The coding region runs from base 1 to 1617 and encodes 538 amino acids. Lineage: Eukaryota; Fungi; Basidiomycota; Agaricomycetes; Hymenochaetales; Hymenochaetaceae. The transcript has 7 exons. The record is from RefSeq and is a predicted model, not a curated record.
AUGACAGAGGAAGAUGUACCUGAAACUAUUGAAGUGAACUCUGAUGCUGGUGCAAUAGAUUCUUCUCAAGAGCCAUUCUCAAGAUCCAAUCACUCUGUGAAUACUUCUGCUGCUGAUAUGGCUAGGAGUGUUCGGGCAUGGACAACGUGGUCUCAAGUACACAAAAUUCGACCAUUCGACGAACAGGCUUAUUGGGAAAAUGAAGAGUUUGAUGAUUUCAUGAAGAACUGCAAAUAUCCCAACGUUCUCAAGUGUGAAAGGGAAAAUAUUGUAGAACUGCUGCAAUACAUGGGCGACGUAAGCGAGAGCGCAGUUGAGGACAUCCGAUCUUGGAUUGAGAACAUUUGUUCGGAGAAACUCGAAGACAUCGAUCGAUACAACUUCAGAGGAUGGUUCCCCCAUAUAUGUGCUUCGUGGAAGUCAUUUAUCAAUGCGAAGGGGAGAGAGAAAAACAAAUCCAGUUGCAGAAAGGGUGUAGACAACAUUAUUGAAGUUGCCUUCGAGCUGCGCCCUAAUUCUGACCACGUUUGGCAAUCUGAAAUGGAACUUGUAUUACCUGACAAACCUAACAAGGCUGUGGCUAACACUAUUACGAGCAAGGAUCUUCCAGAACGUUGGCAAAGCAUAGUCCAUGGAGUACCAAAUAAUUUCACGCUCAGAUGGAGCUACUCGACCAGCAUCCCGCUUUCCAUCAUUACUUCCGCCUUUGAAGCAAAGGCAAACAAUUUGGACACAGCAAUUCGCCAGAUCACUAUGGACUUUUAUUCUGCACAGCUUCAUCGACGCGCCCUGUGCUGUAAUAAGGAUGGUCCUGUAUUCGGAACUAUCUUAAAUCAGGAAAGCCUUACCUUCUAUGUAUCUUACUGGGAUGGCGAUGAGCUGCCAAUCUUACAACGACCCUACUCUCUCACUUUUCUCCCAGACCUUCUUGAGAGCUAUUUCAUUCUGUGCAGGAUUUCGGAAUUCCAAUCUCAAUGGCUGGAGAAUGAGUUCAGGCAAUGGGACAGUGACAUCAUUGCACAAAGGUCAAAGUUGUUCAAUGCUGUAGCAAAAAGACCUUGGCGUGGCGAGAAGCGAUCUGACAAAGGCCCGACAUCGGGUGCACCGCAAGCAGGUGGUACUGGGUCAGCAGGACAAUCUGACAUGAUGCUCGACAAGGGAAGUGUAGACAGUUUCGAUUUUUCCGAAGGAGGACAUCCGUUGACCGUGGAUGACAUCAGCGCCUGCAGCACAAGUAUAGCUCCCCAGAAACACAAACAAUCAGCGUUUCUUUACAGGUGGCUUAGGGAGGCACAGUCAUUUAUUGGUCAUUACAAGAAUCCGAACACUGAUCUAUGGGACAAUGUCUCGGAUGACGAAGCCUACUACGAAAAUGACAACAUCAUUGUUGUGGACUGCGAUGAACCAGUAGGCGAUGGACUGCAAAUACACGGCGAGGACACCCACCCGUCCGACCACCUUGCUAUGAAGGGACUGGAUCAGGCAACUGUUCUGUUCAGUAAGCCUUUUGAUAAUGCAUCUUCAGAGAGUCGUAUCAGGCAUACGGUGUGCAAAGUUAUUGCCCCCACAGAGUUGUAUCUGUUCCCCCAUCCCUCCCUUUCUAGUGUGAAGUCAUAA